AUACUUCCUGGUGACAAUGGCCAGCUAUGUCACCACUCCUAUUCACCUGAGCCCUUUAAAAAGCAACAUUUGACUACGGAGCAAAGUGACUACACAGGGCAAACUAGAGAGGAUUUUUUUCUGGACAAUUUCAGGUUUGGAAGCAAGAAUGUCUCACACAGUCUUACCCGUGAACUCUUCAACACUCAUCAUCCAGAUUCAACCACCAACUGGGUCUGUGACAAAUGCUCCUGUGCCUGUUUAUUCUCCUCUUCAUGGACUUCAGGCAUUUCUGAAAGGCCAACCAAAAGCCCUUGGGACUGUCCAGAUAAUGAUUGCUCUGUUAACAUUCCUGCUUGGGAUCAUGUCUACAGUUUAUGCGGAAUCCAUCUUUGUCUUUAGUGGUAUUCCUUACUGGGGAUCGAUCAUUUAUAUUAUUGCAGGUUCACUCUGCAUUGCUGCCGAAAACAAAAUUAAUUCACCCUUCGGUUUGUGUUUGUUGAGAGCUUCACUUGGAAUGAACAUUUCCAGUGCUUUAACUGCAGGCAUUGCCCUUAUUUUAACUUCAAUGGAUUUGGCUCUAGGACCAAUGUACUACAGUUACUGCAAUGAUUAUCAAUGUUUUGGUUUUGAGGCAAGGUAUAAGACUCUUUUCUUGGGAAUCAGUAGUGUAUCACUGAUAUUUGCCUUGCUUCAGUUGAUCCUCUCCAUAUUUCUGUCAGCAUUUGCCUGUAAAGUUUCCUGUUCCUGUUGUCCUCCACAGGUGCCAAAUGUUGCACAAGGUUUACCUCCAGUGCCCUGUCAUUGCCAUGAUCUUAAGAGCCCUGAGAUAUCUGUGAUCAGCAACCCUUCUGUGCAUCACCAUUCUGCAGAAAUUCCUCCACAAUACAGUGGAAGUACAUAAAUAUUAAUAGUGUGCAUGAUGCUUUCCUGGGGCUUUCCCAAAGGUUUCCUGUCACUUGCCUUUCAUAAUUAUUUCAUCAUUACAAGUGAUAAUGAAAGCAAAAAAGAAAAGAA
Carassius auratus (goldfish) is the source of this 996-nucleotide messenger RNA. RefSeq names its product membrane-spanning 4-domains subfamily A member 4A-like. Gene Ontology annotation, cellular component: membrane. Bases 149 to 883 code for a protein of 244 amino acids. Lineage: Eukaryota; Metazoa; Chordata; Actinopteri; Cypriniformes; Cyprinidae. The record is from RefSeq and is a predicted model, not a curated record. The transcript is spliced from 8 exons.